Syngnathus typhle (broad-nosed pipefish) is the source of this 1489-nucleotide messenger RNA. Its product is annotated as transcription factor JunD-like. Gene Ontology annotation, molecular function: DNA-binding transcription factor activity, RNA polymerase II-specific; RNA polymerase II cis-regulatory region sequence-specific DNA binding; transcription factor binding. Gene Ontology annotation, biological process: regulation of cell population proliferation; regulation of transcription by RNA polymerase II; regulation of cell cycle. The record is from RefSeq and is a predicted model, not a curated record. The transcript has a single exon. Lineage: Eukaryota; Metazoa; Chordata; Actinopteri; Syngnathiformes; Syngnathidae. Gene Ontology annotation, cellular component: transcription regulator complex. Bases 156 to 1001 code for a protein of 281 amino acids.
AAACUGCGUUGGCGCGCCAGCAUUGCUCGCAUCCAGCUGCAAGUAGCGGAAGUACGAGUUGCUCCUCCACAGUUCGCCCCGAGGCUUGUUUGCCAGGUUAUGGCCAAGGCGCAGCGCUAAAUGUGUUAAAGAAAAAAAAAGCUUCCAAACGAACGAUGAAGAAGGAUAUUAACUUGAGUCUAAGCGACGCAGACAUGAAGCCGCACAUUCGCGACGUUGACGGCAUCCUGUGCUCUUCGGACUUGGGGAUGCUCAAACUGUCCUCGCCGGACCUGGAGCGCCUUAUCGUCCAGUCCAACGGGUUGGUCACCACCACCACCACGAGCAGCUCCCACUUCCUUUUCCCGAAGCCUGUCACGGACGAGCAGGAGUUCGCCGAGGGCUUCGUCAAGGCGUUGGAGGACCUGCACAAACAGAACCUGAGACCGCAAAACGGGACUUUGGAUCUGGGUGCCACCGUCAAUAUCGUCCCGGUGACGACGCAACUGGAGCUGCCGGUGUACACGAACCUCAACAGCUACGGCAGCGGGCCUUUGGGGACCACCGUCAACUACUCCACGGACACUGUGUCUUUUCCACCCCCGCCGCCGCCGCCGUCCACCACCCUGCAGCCGCCUCACCAUUUCAGCGGUGCGCCUUCGGCGGAGACGGAGCUCUCCAGCCGAGUGCAACCGCCCAAGGAGGAGCCCCAAACGGUGCCGGAUGUGCAGAGCUUCGGGGACAGCCCACCGCUAUCUCCCGUCGACAUGGAGUCGCAAGAGCGGAUCAAGGCCGACAAGAAGAGGCUCCGGAAUCGGAUCGCCGCUUCCAAGUGUCGCAGACGCAAGCUGGAGCGCAUCUCCAGGCUGGAGGACAAGGUGACGACGUUGAAGAACCAAAACACCGACUUGGCUUCGACGGCCAACGUCCUCAGAGAUCAGGUGGCCCAGCUCAAGGAGAAAGUCCUCACACAUGUGAGCAGUGGCUGUCAGCUGCUACCACACGAGGUCCAAGUGCACUAGAGCUGCACCGCAACAACGUAGCCAAUCCUAUUUGGACCCUAUUUGUUGAAAUUUGAAGGUCCCCAUUCCCUUGGCGAAGUAUCAAUCACUGCUCAAGACAGGAAAGACCUCCGAAGGACCCUUGUUUCAUAAACACUCAUAAAUUGACAGUGUUGUCUCUGGACUUCAGAUAUCACAAGGCAGCUCUUAUCAAUCAAAUCUGGAUUUUUAAAUUAAGACAUUUAUCAAAUAUCCAGUCAGACUUCUAAUAUUGCUCUGUGGACAACAUCAGUGCCAUCUUCUCAAAUAAUCAAGUGGAAAGCAUUACAGUUGUCCAAGGUUGCCCAUACUGAAGUGUGUUUGCGUGCAUGUUGUUGACAAACUGGAAUGUAACCAAAUGUUCAGUUUCACAUUGUGCAAUUAAUUAGCUGUGUCAUGCAGUUUUCUAUUUUGGGAUCUCAUCGCAAGCUUGUUAAUACUGUAUUGUGAAAUAAACGAUGUAUGUUUCA